Molecule: messenger RNA, 1044 nt
Organism: Phycomyces blakesleeanus NRRL 1555(-)
Lineage: Eukaryota; Fungi; Mucoromycota; Mucoromycetes; Mucorales; Phycomycetaceae
Product: basic-leucine zipper transcription factor
Exons: 1
Coding region: 1-1044 (347 amino acids)
Biological process (GO): regulation of DNA-templated transcription
Molecular function (GO): DNA-binding transcription factor activity
Source: RefSeq, a predicted model, not a curated record
AUGAGCUCUCCUGUUUCUCUCGUAUCUUCUAUGAAGCCAAUGGCUAUAUCUUCUAUCACUUCCUCUCUGCCUCUCCAACCACUACAUCCUCAACACCAACACCAGCACCAGCAGUCUCUGUCACUGUCUCUGUCACUACCAAUGUCGCUGCCAAUGUCACCCUCUCUUGUCACACCUUACUCUCAAGACAGCCGUUUCUUCAACUACUCAACAUGUGGGCCUCAAUAUCGAUCCCUACGCUCUCCACCCUCUACCCCAGGAGAAGAUUCCUUUAGCUCACCUCCAUCCUCUCCAAACUCAUACGCAUCCUCUGAAUCCUUAUCUCCCCAAACCCAGAGCUAUGACAACCAUAAUCAUCACCAUAAUCACCAUGGUAAUAAUAGCCUUCAACGUAGCCAUAGCCAUCAAAACUAUCAUCAGCGACAAACCCUGAUCUAUAGCCAACAAGCUGAAAGCCAGCUGCAGCAUAAUGACGGUGGCUCAAUUGUGAUGGUAGCCCCACCACUUACUCUUGAAGAAAGACGACAGCGUAACAAGGCGGCCUCUGCAAAGUACCGUCAAAAGAAGAACCAGCAGCAGAACGAUAUGCGCCAGAUGAUUGGCCGGAUCUCGGAGCAGAAUGCUGUUCUCGGCCGUCAGCUUCAGGAACUUCGAUUGGAAAAUGAGCGCCUACGAGCCACGGCCGAUCGAUUGCGCGGUAAUAUGGUGGCCAAAAAGAUGCUCAGACAAUGGAUCGGCCGCCACAAAGAGCCAGAAGAGAAGAUGACCAGAUCAUCGUCUUCGUCUUCGUCUUCGUCUUUGCCUUUGCCUUCGUCCAUGUCUCUAUCUCGAUCUUUAUCUUGCAAUCCAAGACCACAACAGACCCUAUGCUCUACCAACACCUAUGCACCCCAUUAUCAACAAAACCAUGAAUAUCCGGUAGUCACAUUAGAUCAAGAGAAUGAAGACGGAAUUGUAGACGACAAUAAUGAAGAAGAAGAAGAUGAUGAUAAUGAAGAUGUUGAUUUUGACUAUCAAGAUGAAUUCUCAGAGGAACCUCUUUAA